AUGGCGGGGAGUGACGCGCACAGGAACCCCUGGCCCGGCCCCUCAGGAACCUCAGGCCCGGCCCCUCAGGAACCUCCGGCCCGGCCCCUCAGGGAACCUCCGGCCCGGCCCCUCAGGGAACCUCCGGCCCGUCCCCUCAGGGAACCUCCGGCCCGGCCCCUCAGGAGCCUCCGGCCCGUCCCCUCAGGGAACCUCCGGCCCGUCCCCUCAAGGAACCCCUGGCCCGGCCCCUCAGGAACCUCCGGGCCGGUCCCGGCCCUUCACGGAGCCUCCGGGCCGGCCGUGCCCUGGGCUCCAUCUGCCGGCGAGCGGCCGGCACGGUCCCCGAUCGCUGCUGAGACCAUCGGUCCUUCCCUGUUGCACUCGCUGACACAGUCCUUCCCAAGCCAUGGCACUGUCACAGCCCUCCGGAAAUUUUGUGCCACUGCAGGACAACAGCAGCUCAGCAUAGCACCAGUGAUUCCUCGUAGCAUUCAGUGGCUUCUCCUUCUCUUCAUCACCUGGAUGAUGAAGAACCAUUCCAGGUCACAGGAAGUUCGUUUCCAUGCAUCACCACAGUCAUAUAUUCACUACCAAGCUACAAUCAAUUUGAAAUAAUGAGCUACAGGUCAUGGUAAUUUCUGUUUUAGUCUGUUAUUGAUUCCUUGGGCUUUCCCCCACCUUUUUUCUCCCUGGAGAAUUGGUUUCAUUUCGGUUCAUAUGGAUACUGUAGCCUUCUUCAGUACGUAGGGAGAGAAUUGUUCUCCCCCAUGUUUUCAAGACUGGCCUCAUUGAGCAUAUUCCUUCUUUAUUUUUAGUUUUUCAUCAGGCAAAGAGCAAAAAAAUCAAAGCUUGUUUAUAGCCAUGCUGGACAGUUCUCCACGACAAUUGCUGCUCCAAGGCCUGAAUUGUUAUGAAUAGGACAAUUUGUGAUCUCUCCAGCCCUUCCCACAUUCAAAGCAAAUUGUUCUUCCCUUCUCAAUUCAAAGCAAAUUGUUCCCUAUUAUGGAUUAACUAAAGAUUUUUGAUAGAAAAACCUCUACGGAGGGCUCAGGGGGGCUGGCAAUGGAGAAGAAGCAUUAUGAAAUAUAAGAAUGAAUUUAACGGAGGGUGACGUUGUUAAAAAACACCUCUAAAUUAUGUAAUCAGUGACCUGGGCUCAAACUGUUUGUGUCCUUCCUCUCUUGCAAUCCUGCUGCUGUUACGGGUUUUGGCUUGGGAGAAAUAUUUUUCUGAGUCCAUUUCACCUUGAUGGAUUAUGAUGCCAUUUUAAAUGUCAAUUGAUAAUAAUUGUGCCAUAAAAAAAACCCAUCAUAAAUGUUAUCUGUUUAAACC
Messenger RNA from Oenanthe melanoleuca, 1314 nucleotides. RefSeq lists its product as uncharacterized. The transcript is spliced from 3 exons. NCBI's taxonomy places the organism in Eukaryota, Metazoa, Chordata, Aves, Passeriformes, Muscicapidae. The record is from RefSeq and is a predicted model, not a curated record. Bases 1 to 597 code for a protein of 198 amino acids.